AUGCUGCAGGCUUUGCUGGUCAGCAGCUCAUUCCUUGCCCUUCUCAGGGUGUCCCCUGGUUGGGCAGAGGUCCCUAUCCAGGACAACUUGGAUAUCAGCCAGUUCCAGGGCACCUGGUACAUAGUUGGGGCUGUGUCAGAUGACCAGGGCUUCCAGGACUCCAAAGAUGACAUGAAGAUGCCUGUGGUCUUAGUGACCCUACUGGACAAUGGCAACCUGGGUGUCAAGUUUGGGUACCCCACGCCUGAUGGUGGGUGUCAGAAGAUAGACACGAUCUUCAUCAAGGGUGCUGUGAAUGGGCAGUUUAGCAACCCAGCGAUGGCCCAGACCGACAUCCGCAUACCCUUCACUGACUACAAGCACUUCACCAUUAUGUACUUUGAGACGGAGAAGGCAGGCGUGCGGAACAUCUGGCUGCAGCUCUUUGGUGGGCAAGCAUUAGGGCUGGUGCUCCUGCCAGCCCCCUGGUCACCCCCGGUUCCUUUUUCUGGGAGCCGUGCCCAGGCCCGCACCCCUGAGCUGUUUCCAGAAGGCACCCAGAAGAUGCAACAGCUGGCAAACCAAGUGGGCCUGAACCCUAGCCAAGGUGCCAUGCUGCCCAAGUCAG
Castor canadensis (American beaver) is the source of this 607-nucleotide messenger RNA. The record is from RefSeq and is a predicted model, not a curated record. Lineage: Eukaryota; Metazoa; Chordata; Mammalia; Rodentia; Castoridae.